AUGGGCUACUUGAUAGAUUUCGAAAUAUAUCAAGGAAAAUCUGUAACUCCUGAUGUUGAUAUUGAAAGAAACUUCGUAAAAGCGGCAGCACCAUUGGUUAAAAUGAUAGAAGAACUACCCAAUAAUCUGAAACCUUUGCAAUUUUCUUUUUACUUCGACAAUUUAUUCACCACUUUUAGUUUAUUAACCUACUUACGUUUGAAAGGUUAUGGAGGUACGGGGACUAUUAGGGAAAACCGUUUACCCAAGAGCUGUCCCUUAUCGGAUAAAAAGCUACUUGGAAAAAAGGAUAGAGGUUAUUUCGAAAACACUAUUAGUGAGACGGAUGGUAUUCUAGUAGCUAAGUGGGUUGAUAACUCUGUAGUUUGCAUUGCUACCAAUCAAUAUGGCAUUCAUCCGGUGACAAAUGUUAGACGUUACUCGCAAAAGGAGAAAAAACACAUACAAGUUAACCGACCAGCUUUACUUGCUGAGUACAACAAAAAAAUGGGUGGUACAGAUCGAAUGGACCAAAAUGUUGGACAAUACAGGAUCCAAAUAAGGAACAGGAAAUGUACACUCAAAAAUAAGCUAAUAACUAAACCUGUUGUGGCUCUUUAUGACCCUAAUACGGAAACUGAAGUUCACACAGAUGCGUCAAAAUUAGGAGUGGGGGCCAGAUUAUUACAAAGACAUCACAACCCUUUGAAACAUGUAAAGUACUUCGCCAAACUAGCAAAGAGGAACAGCGAUAUCAUAGUUUUGAAUUAG
Molecule: messenger RNA, 750 nt
Organism: Anoplophora glabripennis (Asian longhorned beetle)
Lineage: Eukaryota; Metazoa; Arthropoda; Insecta; Coleoptera; Cerambycidae
Product: piggyBac transposable element-derived protein 3-like
Exons: 2
Coding region: 1-750 (249 amino acids)
Molecular function (GO): sequence-specific DNA binding
Source: RefSeq, a predicted model, not a curated record